UUCCCAUUAACAAUAUUUGCAUUUCACUAUAAUAGUAAUAGUUAUAACUUAUACUGUACGUCCUGUAUACUACAUAUUAUUGUUAUUCGUCAUACUCGUAUUGUAGUCUUUUUUCAUCAAAACAAUACGGAUUGUCGAGUUAUUGACUGUUUCACAAAAGUACUGUAGCCCGCACUUGUAUCAAUUAUUGAGUAUAUUUUAACAUCAAUUGUUUACUCCUUUUUAAAAUUUUAUUUUUUAAUCAACAUCAACAUAUCAUACAUUAGGCAUAUACACCUUAUUAUUCAUUUGUUUUCUUUUAAUUGCCCACAACCAUUGUUCUGAAUGCGCCUUUAGUUAUGAUAGGGAAAUCAAAAUGGUACUCGGUGUGUAUGAUCCUAUUUUGGAGUUGCAUGGACGCUUAUGGUUAUCAACUAAUACUAAACAAUAACAGUCCAAUAACUACCGGCUCAACCGUCAUCUUGAAUGCUACAGUUCUUGAUGACUAUGGUUCAUGUGCUAAAGGAAGUCUGUCGUUUAAAUAUGAAGAUGAUGCAUUCCCAAGUCAUAAAUUAGAAAUGAAAAUUAAAAAUUGUGAAGCAAUAUUCCACAUAUUAUUUGACACAACUAUUGGACCUUCAAAUUAUAGAUACAAAGUAGAUGUUUCUGUGGAAUUAAUUCCUUUUAUCUACCACCCAAUUACCAGUGGUCGUGGCGAGUUAAUUGUUACAGAAAAUUUGAACGGUAUACUUCAACUAUUUCAAAAUAACACAAAUAUUUCAAAAAAUUCUCCGCAGACUAUUUAUGUGUCUACUAAUUUAGAAACUGUUCAUCAAAUUGAGAUCAAUGCUGCUGAUUUAGAUUAUCUUAAUAAAAGUGCCAAUUCAACCUCUGUUUACUGGUUUGUUGAUUGUAUCUACCAAGAAAAUACUACAAGUUAUACAUUUUCUAGUAACUAUACUGAACCAGGCAUUCAGCAUGAAAUUCUUGGUAUUGUAGUGGCCAAUAUUCCCUCAUCUAUACCUACACCUUCACCUACACCUACAACUACUUCUACACCAGUAUCCACUACCACAGUCAGUUCAAUUAAUUCUACUUCAACUAAUACUACUAUUGCUGCUUCUAUAUCUACAUCUUCUACCACUGAAGCACCUUCUAAAACUGAUUUUACAUUUUCUCAUCAUAUAAUCAAUUCAACUUUUACUACAGAAUGUCAACAAAAAAAACAUGUUGAAUUGUUAUUAUCGGCAGUUAAAUUAGAAAACCAGCAAAAAUAUGGAUAUUUUAGUCGUUCUCUGCUUACGAAGGAUCCAAUAGAAAAUGUUAAGACUCAAGGAAAAGUGUGGAUACAAGAAGGCGAAAUGUUAAAUCUGCUGGUAAAUUGUAAUGGCAGUGGCCCCUUCCGUUAUUGUGCACAUUAUGUUGAAGGACCUUAUAAUGUAACUGGUAAUGAAUCUUGUUCAUGGGACAGAAAUUUAGUACAAUGUCAAAUGCAGUUCGUACACUAUUUCCGUGAGCCUACAAAUUAUACUCUGAUCGUGAUUGUGGCCAAUGAUGUUUCAAAAGUUGUAACACCUAUUGGAAUUAAUAUUUAUAAAGUACAAAAGAAACCACAAAUAUCUGUUAUAGUUGUACCAGUAACUUUCAGUUCAAUUGCAGUAAUAAUUGUUGUCUUCGGAAUAGCUUACUACUUUCAAAACAGAUCGAGGUAUAUGGUAGAAGUAGCAGAUUUUGAUUUUGCCAAUAACUCCGACAUGGAAUAUAAAACAUUUAGAGAGCGUUUGCGUGAUGCUAUAAGCCAAGCUAUUAACCGUACACAAGACUAUUCAGAGUAUGAUGGCAGUGAAGAACAAAUUGGUAAUUUGGUUACACCCCAAAAUCAAAAAUAUGGUAGUAUGCAAUGACCAAGCACUGUAGUCGGCCCAAACAGAUGUAAUGUCUAAAUGACUAAUACAUUGGACUGACAUGAAUUUUAAUUCUAUAGUGUAACUUUUUUGUUGCUGUUCCUUUCAAAAAAAAAAAAAAAUUAUUGACAAAUAACUUUUUGGCAUUCCAAAUAUUUUUAAUUUAAACUUAUAAUUUACGGUUUUUCGCACACAAUAAUAUAUUAUUAUUUUUAUGAAGACUUGUAUAUUAAACAAUAAUAAUCACAUUUUAACAACAGACUUGAAUAAAUUAUUGAAGUCUUAAUUAUCUUCUUGUAGUUUUGCAAUAAUAAAUAAGACUUAAGUUAUACAUAGGAGUAACUACAAUAAUGUUUAUUUAUUUAGCAUUUAAUUUUUUAUUAUUGUACAUUUUUAGUAUUAAGCUUCCCAAUUUGAUCAUUUUCUGUAUGAAUCUUUAAAUUCUUUAUUGUUACUCCGUGUAUUCCAUUAAUUUAUUUGGUUGUAAAUAAUUUUUAAGUAGGUAUUGUAAGUUUUUAUAUUAACCUUAUACUUCUGAACCUUCAACAUAAAGUAUAAACUAGAACUUUGAUUAUACAUAUACAAUAUACAUUGUAAAUUACUGUGUAUUCCCAUUUUCAUGUGUUAUCCUAUGGACAAAUGGGAAGCUCACCUGUGUUUAUCAAAAUAUUAUUAAUUAAAAUCAAUAAGUUUUACA
Messenger RNA from Metopolophium dirhodum (rose-grain aphid), 2580 nucleotides. RefSeq lists its product as uncharacterized. The transcript has 8 exons. The record is from RefSeq and is a predicted model, not a curated record. Lineage: Eukaryota; Metazoa; Arthropoda; Insecta; Hemiptera; Aphididae. Bases 339 to 1883 code for a protein of 514 amino acids.